This is a messenger RNA of Camelus dromedarius (Arabian camel), 1490 nucleotides long. Its product is annotated as olfactory receptor 5G9. Gene Ontology annotation, molecular function: olfactory receptor activity; odorant binding; G protein-coupled receptor activity. The record is from RefSeq and is a predicted model, not a curated record. NCBI's taxonomy places the organism in Eukaryota, Metazoa, Chordata, Mammalia, Artiodactyla, Camelidae. The transcript has a single exon. Gene Ontology annotation, biological process: sensory perception of smell; G protein-coupled receptor signaling pathway. Bases 104 to 1048 code for a protein of 314 amino acids. Gene Ontology annotation, cellular component: membrane.
UCUGUAAUUUCUUUUCUUGUGUAUCACGUUAUGCUUUCAAGAAAUUUAAAGUUGUAUUAGCUACCAAUUCUCUUUUUCUAACUCUAGAGACCAAAACCCACUGAUGGCUGCUGAGAACUCUGCAAAGAUGACAGAGCUCAUUUUCAUAGGCUUGAAGUACCACCCUCGGCAGCAAGUCUUCCUUUUCUUGCUCUUCCUACUCUUUUACCUCGUUACUGUGACAGGAAACUUGGGCAUGAUUAUCCUCAUCCGGCUCGAUUCCCGCCUCCACACACCGAUGUACGUCUUUCUCAGUCACCUGUCCUUUGUGGACACCUGCUUCUCGUCAGUGGUGGGCCCCAAGAUGCUCGCCGACUUCUUCGCUGAGCGGAAAGCCAUCUCCUUCCUGGGCUGUGCCUUGCAGCAGUGGUUCUCUGGGUUCUUUGUGGCCAUCGAGUGCCUUCUCCUGGCGUCCAUGGCCUAUGACCGCUACGUGGCCAUCUGUAACCCGCUGCUGUGUUCCGUUACCAUGUCCCAGAGGCUCUGCAUCCAGCUGGUGGCGGGACCCUACGCUGCGGGUUUUCUGAACACCAUGACUCACACAACAGCUGCUUUUCGUCUUCCCUUUUGUCGCUCCCACGUAAUCAAUCAUUUCUUCUGUGACUUGUCCCCUCUGCUUUCUCUCCUGUGUGCGGACACCCGGAUCAAUAAGUUGUUAGUUUUCAUUGUGGCUGGAGCUGUCCUCGUGGUCAGUAGCCUGACCAUUGUCAUCUCCUAUUUUUACAUCCUCCUUGCCAUCCUGAGGGUCCGCUCUGCUGCUGGGAGGCGCAAAGCCUUCUCCAUGUGCUCUUCCCAUCUCAUGGCCAUUUCCAUUUUGUACGGGGCUCUCUUCUCUAUCUAUGUGAGGCCGGGGGCAGUUUUCUCUCUGGACCUCGAUAAAGUGGUGUCCAUAUUCUACACAGCAGUCAUCCCCAUGUUGAAUCCUCUCAUCUACAGCUUGAGAAAUAAAGAAGUGAAAGCUGCCAUGUGUAGGACCAUCACCAGAAGGAAGUUUUGCAUCAGAAGAUAGACUUCCAUCUAAAAUACAGAAGAGAGAAGAGAAAAGCUUCUUUUCAGACAUGGCUAGAUUACCUGUCAUCAUCCAAAGGGGUCAAAGAAUUUGCAGAAUUUAGUGGGAUGUCAUACUUCCAUUCUUCUCUAUGAUUUUUAUUUUGGUAACUUUUAAAAGCUCCAUUUCAUUAUGUCCCUACAAAUGAUAAAAAUCCCCAGUCACCCAUGGACUCAGAGCACUUCUGCUUCCUCAGACACCUUCAUUACUGGAAAUAGGAUAAAAUCUAAAACUGUGGGGACCACCUAGCUACUAACAUUCUUGCACUAGUUGGACCAAUGUAAAUGUCCACAUUGGGUGAGAGUUUUUGAAACAGCAUGUAUGUUCCCUAUUUCUAAAUAUGGAAUUGAAAAGAGUAAACAGAGUAGUUACUUAGCUUACAAAUGAUUUUUUAACUAAAUGA